Pungitius pungitius (ninespine stickleback) is the source of this 1168-nucleotide messenger RNA. It is a transcript of the gene rnf32, whose product is annotated as ring finger protein 32. The record is from RefSeq and is a predicted model, not a curated record. The transcript has 7 exons. NCBI's taxonomy places the organism in Eukaryota, Metazoa, Chordata, Actinopteri, Perciformes, Gasterosteidae. Gene Ontology annotation, molecular function: protein binding. The coding region runs from base 102 to 1142 and encodes 346 amino acids.
AAAGUCUCAGCUCAGCCAAUCAGAGGCGCCGACGAGGCUCCGCGUGGGGAGGAGGGUCUGGACCGGUUACCUGGCAACCGUGUGGACACUGUGUUGAUAGUAUGGCAAAGCGGAAGGGUUUGACAUCGAAAGCUAUCAACACGCUGGUGCUCAACUCGGCUGCCCUUCAAGACCACAUCACACGCAACCUGCUGCAUCCAAACGUCCAGCUUCCUGCCCCUUUUCCGAGAGGCGAAAGAAAAGCAGCCCGAAUAAUACUAAAGCAAACCGGUCUGCAGACACGGGAUCAGAGAGAGGAGAGGGAAUAUGUGCUUGAUUCUGCUCUACGCCCCUUAACAUUAGCUCAGAAGUUGGGUUUGGUGGCCUCCCCUGCAGGGAGGAUAUCUGAGGACGAAUGGUCUCGGGUCAAGGCGAGGUCUGUUCUGCAGGGGGACUCUGCACAGCCGUGUGCAAUAUGCAGGGAGGAGUUUUACCUUCAGCCUCAGGUGUUGCUGUCAUGUUCUCAUGUUUUCCACAGAGCAUGUUUGCAGGCCUUUGAAAGGUUUUCUGGGAGGAGGUGCUGCCCAGUGUGCAGAAAGGAGCAGUAUGAGACACGGGUAAUCCACGAUGCAGCUCGCCUUUUCAGACAUCAAUGUGCCAUCAGAAUUCAAGCACGCUGGCGAGGCUACGUUGCUCGAGAAAGGUACAAAAAAUUGAGAAAAUCCAUCUGUCCAAAAGACACACAGUUGCGACGGAAAUUCUUUGAGGCGAAGUUGCAGGAGUUGAAUGACAGCUUUGUCAGAUACUGUCACACCGACACGGAGUCUUUUCUGAGUGAUAUCAACCGCUCCCUGUCGUCAAGCAGACGAGUGUUCCAGCAGCUGGAGAGAAAGCAAGUCUCUGAACCUCAGGAGGACGAUUGGGAGCGAAUACAAAGCCAGGUGGUCCAGAGAGGUGUAUGGGACUGCCCCAUCUGCCUGACUGCACUGUGUGGCCCGAGCCUGCCAACAGACGCCACCGCCCUCCUGUCCUGUUCCCACCUCUUCCAUCGGCUCUGUCUGGAGGCCUUUGAGGCCUUUUCAAUCGAGAGCAGACCUUCCUGCCCCCUGUGCAGAUCCAUCUACCACAAAAAAAUCACCCACCUCGGCACAAAUAUAUCAUAAUGGCAUUUUAGAUAUUUAUGACCUUC